GGGUAAUUAGAUGUAUCAGGAAAGUUUGCCGAGUUAGCUGUGAAAACAUUCUUUAAAAAUACUCAAGAACUGAAAGAAGAAAAUGAGAACUUUAAAUUAGUUUUGAAAUGACAGAUCCAAAGAAGCCAGCAUUGCCUCAUGGUUGGGUUGUGAAACAGUCUUCAUCGUAUCCUGACAGAGUGUAUUUUUUCAAUGUUAACACUGGUAACAGCACAUGGCACCUUCCAUCAGUAGAGAUUGCUGCUUACCAAAGUAAUAAAGUUCCAGAAAAAAGAACAAAAUCUUGUUUAUCAAAGCCAGGUGUUUCUCGUCAGCAGACACCAAAAAGUGUUUCGAUUGCCCCUCAACCACAGUUUAGUCCUGAGGCAGAUUCUCAUGAAACUAGUGACGAUGAUUUAUUGGAUCUUACUGAUGAGGAUGGGAAAGCUGAAAGUGAGGGACAUAAACAUCAUAUGGAAAUCUUACAUGGAUCAGAAUCGCCAGUUCGUACAAAUGUUCCACAUCAAAAUUUUAUUCCACCAAGACAAUCGGGUAGUGGUCAGUUAUAUGCAAAACCAUAUAGUUUUGAUGACCAACUUGCUUCAAUGCAAGAUGUUGACAUGAGAAAAGGUUUACUUCCACAUCCAAUCUAUCAAAGGCCAUUGCCGUCUCAUUCUAGUCAAACGAACUAUCAACAGAGAUUGGUGCCAAAAAUUGAAAAUACUCAUAAACAUUCACUACUUACUGCAUCAACAGUAAGUGCUUCAGUUUCUAGAAAUUAUGAUGAACAAACUAUUGUAAAUGAGGCUUUAGGGACUGAUGUCGAUGCUGAUAGAAGUUCAAGUAACAGGUCAUUAUAUCCAUUACGUCUACCAAUAACACCUGAUAAUAGUUGUAGUUUUGUACCCCAUACACCCAGCGAACAACCAUCUAUGUCGGAAAGAGAUUUAUCAUCUAGUUUCCAAACUCUUCCGUCAGUUCAUAGUAGUAUCUUACCAGGGUAUCAUCAAUAUUCAUCAACUCCAAUCGACAAACGGAAUAAUGUGCAAACUAAGGCAAAUAGUAGGUAUCCUGAGUCAAACAAACUAUUUCAAAACAAUAUGGAUACAGAUCUUAGAAUUGAAAGAACUAUCAAAAAUGAUAUUGAAAAUAAAUCUGUUAUCAAACAAAACACAUCAAAUGAGGAACGAAAAAGAAGAUUGAGUGAUUUAUGGACAUCACAGAAAGAUGUGAAAAAAGUAAAAUGUAAUAUUUCUCCAAAUAAUACGGAAGAGUAUAUGUGUAAUGUCAAGUCAGAUAAUAAUGAUGUCAAUAAUUUAAUUCAAAGACCAAAAGUCCUUAGUGCUAAUGAUUUACGACACAAAGUUUUAAAGAAACAUGAAAAUCAAAAUAAUAACAUGCCUCAAGAUUUACGAAAUAAGGUGCAAUCAAAGAAAGUGGUACAAAGUUUUUUUCAACAAGAAACAGAAUUAAAACAUGUAAAAUUGGAAUCUGAUAAUUGUGGUACUGACUUAAACAAACCAUUUAUUCCAAAGAAGAAAAUUUGUAAAUUGGAAACAGAAGCAGGUAAGAGUGAUAUUCGAAAAGUUGUGUCUAAUGCAGAAAGUACUGGUUGUAAUUUUUCCGAUCUAAGAUCUGAGGAUGUUUUCCAGCGAGAUCAAUCUCCCGUAGACAGUGAGGAACCAAGUAAAACUGAUGUUCACAUAGAUCAUGAUAAACUAUUGUCUAUACAAACAUGGAUAGAUAACUUACAGCCGGAUGCUAGUUUUUGUGCUGAUGAGGAAGAAUCUUCCUCUAAGAGGACAUCGCCUGAUUCUGGUGUACUUAGUAUAACAUAUAGUAAUGACUUAGAUAAUCGUAGGAUUGUUGUGGAGAAAGGGACACAACCCAUGAAGACUGUAGAUAGUGGUAUAUCAUCUGUCAGUAACAACACUGUAUUCCAGCCAAUUGUUGAACCAUCGAGAUCUUCACAGAAUUAUCCAAACACCUGUUGGAAAGGGGUUCAUGCACAAGGUGUAGCUAUAGAUCAUACUAGAGAUAUCAUGGACAUGGAGAUAGAUGAUAUCCAGAACAAUCUAACAGAAGAAGACAACAGACCAGUGGAAGAUAUGGAAGUUACUGAUAUUGUUGUAAAAGAAGUUAGAGCAACUUUGAAAAACCGAUCUACUGAGGUUGUAGGAAUGUUAACAGAGAUGAUUUCAGAAGAUACCAACGUGACUUCCAAGUACCAAUCUCACAGGGGUUUGUUUAUAGUUAUAGAUACCAAUGUUUUAAUUGGAAACUUAAGUUUUAUUGAAGACCUGAGAGAUAGGAAUAUUCCUGGUCAUGGUAGACCAGUUUUAGUUUUUCCAUGGGUUGUGAUGCAGGAAUUAGACUAUCUAAAAACAGGAAAAACAACAAGUGCUUCACUUUCUUUGUCAACCGCCAAGAAAGCAAGAGAUGCUGUAACAUAUUUAUACCAAUGUCUCCAAGCCAGUCACCCACGUAUUGUGGGUCAAACACCUGCACAGGCAAGAAUGACGUGUGAUGUUAUAAAACCAGAAUGUAAUGACGACCGCAUCAUAAAAUGUUGUAUUCAAUUUCAAAAUGACCAUCCAGAUUGUAUGGUCAUACUACUUACAAAUGAUAGGAACUUAUGCAAUAAAUCUGUUAUAACUGGCAUUAAGGCAUUUCCUCAACAGAGCCUUUUAUCAGUAUUACCAACAUUAGAAGGAGUUGUGAAUCAUCAGAGACCAAUUGAAGACGAACAGAAUAGUAAACCUGACAGCAAUGCACAGCAAAAAGAAACACCUAUUGUGAUGCAGACUAGUAACAAUGUAGAAAGUGAGGCUCAAUAUUUAGAUGAUGUAUAUUGUAAAGUGAAGUCCUUGAUACAGGAAGCUUUAUCUACAAUCCUGGAAAGAGAAAUGAAGAAAUUGUUUGAUGACAUUUGGUUAAGUAUUGUGUACAGAAAACCACCUUGGUCAUAUAGAGAUGUAUUAGAAUGUUUCAAAAAACAUUGGAUAGCUGUAUUUGGACAGAUUUACAACAGAACAUUAAUCAGAUGUGUGGAAAACCUUCUAGAUCUGAUUGUUAAAGGUGCAAUGAUAAAAUGGUCAAUAGUUGAAGAGAUGAUCUGUGAUGCUAUUCCUUUGUUAGACGAAGAUCUGAAACAUGAGAGUUGCAACAGCAGUAUUUCCAAGAUAAAGUCAGAUUUACUGGAUCUCAAAGGAUGUUGUAAAGGACCAAAGAAAUCCAAUAUUAACCAGAAUUGUCAGCCAUCAGAAAGGCAUCAGAAAUCUACCUCACCAUUUAAACCUCAAAAUCAGCCAACAUCAAAGAUGAAACAUCAACCUAUUCAAUCAUCACAGAAUAAUGACCGAAAUAGACAAUCCCAUAGUGGUCAAGGAAACAAACAAUCAAACAGUGGUCAUGGAAAUCGACAAUCCCACAGUGGUCAAGGAAAUCAACUAACACAUACUGGUAAAAAAAAUCAACAAUCACAUAGUGGUCAAGGAAAUCAACAAUCACUCAGUGGUCAAGGGAAUAAACUAUCUCAGUCUAGUCAAGGAAAUAAACAUGGACACAGUGGUCAAGGAAUUCAGCAAUCACAGUUUAGUCAAGGAAAUAAACAUUCCCAAUCUAGUCAAGGAAAUCAGCAAUCUCAGUCUGGUCAAGGAAAUAAACAAGGACACAGUGGUCAAGGAAUUCAGCAAUCACAGUUUAGUCAAGGAAAUAAACAUUCCCAAUCUAGUCCAGGAAAUCAGCAAUCUCAGUCUGGUCAAGGAAAUAAACAGAGAAAGAGGAGGAAAUCUGGAAACACAAAGUCCACAACACAACAACAGCCAUUUUCUAAAUCAGAAAUUAAACUUCAACAGAUCUGGCAAACCAUACUUAAAGCUAGUAUCGAGUUAAAAGAGAUAGCAGUUAGUACUGAUAGUCCGCAGAGACGUGUGUAUGAUAUGUGUGAUAAACUGGUUCCAGCUGUUAAAGACCUAGAGUACUAUUACAGCAAAGCUCUAAUGAUUUCUCCAGGAGAUAUUCGUUCACACAUUGAAAAUAUCAUAGAACUAUGUGAUCACUUGAACAGUUUUCAUGACAGUGUGGAGAUCGAGGACACAGAAGGACCGAUUGAAACAUUUGACCUGCUUGACCUUUUUGCAGCAGACGACAAAAGAUCAGUUUUGGACAAUGGACAUAAACAGUUAAAAGAUUUUAUGCAGGAGAUAGCCUCGUGUAUUGAACAGCUGCCAGACUGAACUGAUUGGUGCCUAAUGCUACCAAUGAUAUUAGAACAAUCUCGGGCCAAAAGAGUUUUAUGUUGUAUGGAUUGAUUUCAUCUGGCUAAUAAUCAUGGCUUUUACUGUAUUAUACAUACAGAUGAUACAUUUGUAUUCAUAAUAAUGUGUAUAUAAAUGGUUGUGAACAUGAUUGUGUCAGUUUUUAGAGCAAAAGUAUGAAAUAACUUGAAUCUAAAUAUUAUUUUGACUUAAAAGACUGGCUUUAUUGUGAAAGUGUGAAAAUGAUAGGUAGGUGAUGGAAAGUUAUUUCCAAGAAUGAUAGGGUGGUAGUGGAAAGACAUUGUAGAGGUAAUGGAGAAUUCUAAAGAGUAUUGUUUAAGUUGUAUGCUAUAUUUACAACAGCUGUAUCAGAUUAAUAUUUAGCUUUUAUUUUUGUUUAAAAGUGCCACUUGUAUGCAUCAUGGUUGUUAAACUGUAAAAGAAUGUUUUGUAUCUGUGAACAUUUUUUGAUAUUUUUUAACCCCCAAUAUUGGCUGGGGCAUGUAGCAGUGCUAUUCAUAUUAUGUUGGAGCAUCCUUUCGUAAUAUGAUAAUUAUCUGCCCUUUUUAUACGCCCGUCAAAAUUUUAUACACCCGUCAAAAUUUUGACGGGACGUAUUAUGGUAUACAAAUGUCCAGUGUCCGUCCAUCUGUCCGUCUGUCCGGCGUAAACAUGUCGCACCGUAACUUGAGAAUGACUUAUCCAAAUUUCUUGAAACUUAACAUAGUUGUUUCUCAUGAUGGUCAAAUGAUCUGUAUACUUUUUGGUGAAAAUAAGAUUGAAACUUUUUGAGUUACGGCACUUUGUAACUAAAACAGGGGUGUGUUUUUUUCACAUGUCGCACCAUAUCUCAAAAACAAUUCUUGAUUAUGGCUUAAAACUUUAAACACUUCUUAGUUAUAUUAAUCUUAAUAUCUGUAUACCUUUUGGUGAUGAUUCAAAAUUUUAUUUUUGAGUUAUUGAGUAUUUUGUAAAAAAGGGGGAGGGGUUUUUUACAUGUCGUGCUGUAUCUCAAAAACAAUUUAUGAUUAUUGCUUAAAACUUUACACACUUCUUUGUUAUAUUAAUCUAAAGAUCUGUAUACUUUUUGGUGAUGAUUUAAAACUUUAUUUUGGAGUUAUUGAGUAUUUUGUUAAACAGGGGAGUUUUUUUUUACAUGUCGCGCCGUAUCUCAAAAAUAAUUUAUGAUUAUUGCUUAAAACUUUACACACUUCUUUGUUAUAUUAAUUUAAAGAUAUUUAUACUUUUUGGUUUUGAUUCAAAAUUUUAUUUUAGUGAUAUUUAGUUUUUUGUAAAAAAAAAACAGGGUUGGGGGUUUCACAUGUCCCGCCGUGUCUCAAAAAUAAUAUAUGGUAAUUGCUUAAAACUUUCUCAGAAACUAUUUAUGAUUAUUGCAUAAAACUCCACACAAGACGUCGGGCGUAUCAUGCGCUCAUGGCGCAGCUGUUUAUUAUAUUCCUAUCGACAAAUACAUACAUUUUCUACAGGUAAAAGUUUGUUUUUUUGUUAUGUUGAGUCUUAAGAUGUUAUUUUUUUGUCCAAAUAUAUGAGUAAAAUGGCUGUUAUACGUCUGAUAUUUCAAUUUUGACAACCAGAUACCAUCACAAUUUUCAUGGUAUGCAAAAUAAUUAUUGUCAUCCUAAAUUAUCAACUUUGAUAUGCCCCUGCUUCUUAAAAGUGGUUGGAACAUGUAGCUCAUGUUUGUUCUGUCCCACUUUCCUCCUAAAACCCUACAGUUGUCUACAUGUAAAUCUCAACUUGCCGAUAGUGCAGUGUAAUCUAUGUCAAUACUCUAUCCUUCCACUAUACAGAAUUUGACAAUAUCUAUAGUGCUCUAUUAAAAGAUUUCUGUGACCCAAAGGAGGCACUUCUAAAUCUGGGGUAUGGGCGGGGAUUAGAGAUUUUUUACAGGGAAAAUGAAUACUACAAAUGUUACUAUUGCAAGAAACACUUUAUUCUAAUUAAAGUUAUAUAAAUAUACAAAGGUCAUGAACACUUUUUAGAUGACCAGUAAUAACAUUUAUAAACUUGAUAUUUUUUGUUAUUAGUCAGUUUGUUAUUACUUGGAAAAACUGAAUAAAGUUUUAUGUAGGAAGUAGGAAUGUUGCGAAAAUAUACAGUACUUACACUAAGUUUUAAUGUCUGACAGAUAAAUCUAGGAAAAUGUAACAAUCUUCAUAUUAGACUGGUGAUCAAACACAGUAUAAUGGUGAUGUGUAAAUUAUAAUGUCAAUUACAGUAUUGUUAAUUUUGUUUUAGUAGCAUUUCUACUAUCAAUAUUGGUGCUAUUUAAAUGUGCUCAAAACAAAAUGAUGCAUUGAUGUGGUUUAUGUUGUCAAAACUGAAUCUUGUAUAAGUGAACAUUGUCAAUUUGUGUGUGUCUACUUUAUUAUAAGUUUACAUCACACAUUCAAUAUAAUCCAGGGUGACUGUAUACAAGCUGUUUCUAUGACUUGUUGGCUGUCACCACUCAAUCUUUUAUAAAACUCUUUGAGUCAACUUCUGUAGAAUAACUCCAGAUGUAGAUCUGUUAUUGCCAUGUGCCUACCUAAUGCUAUUAUUCUUCAAUAUUAUAUGCUUUCGGUUAGAAAUAUAGACUUGUUAAAAAUACAGUUUGUAAAUAGAUUUUAAGUUUUUAUGGUUUAAACAGCUUAGGUGUUUCUACAGAAAAUUAAAUUGAGAAUGGUUAUUAGGAAUCAUUUUGUGAAACAACUUAAAAUAUAUGAAUGAAUAUGGGACCAGUGCCUGUGCCAACGGACAACAAAGCUAAUACUGUGUUUAUUUUGUUUAUUUUACUACAUUGUAUCAGCAUGAUUAUUCAACAAGAUAAGUAAAUUAAUGAACAGGGUUUACUAUGGUGUAAGAAAUGGGGUUUUGUUUUGCUUCUUUAAGUGUAAGUGGUUGUUAUGAAAAGUUCUUUCAAAGGUAAUUGUUCUUUCAUAUGAUAAUUGUUAUGUCAAUACUUAAAUUGUUUUGUUAUGUUUUGUAAAGCUUUACUUAUGUUGUUCAUCCAUUAAAUAUUUUUGUCACAUUUCUAAGAUACAACUGAAUACAAUGGCCUUAUAUUUUGUCAGGAGCUUGACAGUGGUGACUCAUAAGUGCUUUGUGUAUCUGUCAAACAAAUAGGGUACAUGUUUGUCUCUUCUAUUAAUUAUGAGUCAUAAUAAACAAUACAUGCAACUUUUUGUUGUCAUUGAAAUGACAAGUUGAAUUUUGAGAACAAAUUUUUAUCACUGUAGUUUAGAAAUAAAAAUAUGAUAAUUUGCUAUACUUGAGAAUAAUAUUGUUUAGGAUUUACAACAUAUGGUAAAUAAGAUUGUUACUCAGUGCCUUAAGACUAUGGUAAGGGUUUUUUUUAAAGAUUAAAGAUAGUGAUGAAGAAUUAGGCAAGGGUAAAGUUUAUUUUUAGAAAGGUAAGGGUUGGGCUAAAGUUAAAGUAGUCCCAUACUGUUUCUAAAGCCUGAUAUGGAACCUACCUUAAAGACAAACCCAUGCUUAAAACUAAAUUUAUUGUUCAAAUUUUCCAAAAUGUAAAUAAUGAAUUACUAUAUUGUAAAUAGGAUAGACUUUAUUUUAUAUACUGUGGAUUCCCUUAUAUUUGUGGAUACAUGUAACAAUUACAUGUAAUAUUGUGGAAUUGUUUUAAUUUUGGAUAUUUGAUUUCAUGGUUUUGCCAAAUAGUCUUCAUACCAGCAUAUAGAAAUGUUUGCUGUGUUAAAGAUAUAGAUGUGUGGUUUAUAUUUAUCCACAAUUUUUUUUUUUAAAUGUGAUCCUAAGAAAAAUAUUGAAUCCACAUGAUUCCACAGUAUAAAAUUUUUAAUUUUAGUCU
Messenger RNA from Mytilus trossulus (common blue mussel), 8067 nucleotides. Its product is annotated as transcriptional protein SWT1-like. Lineage: Eukaryota; Metazoa; Mollusca; Bivalvia; Mytilida; Mytilidae. Gene Ontology annotation, molecular function: protein binding. The record is from RefSeq and is a predicted model, not a curated record. The transcript has 23 exons. Bases 108 to 4217 code for a protein of 1369 amino acids. Gene Ontology annotation, cellular component: nucleus.